This is a messenger RNA of Erpetoichthys calabaricus (reedfish), 1630 nucleotides long. It is a transcript of the gene cops3, whose product is annotated as COP9 signalosome subunit 3. Lineage: Eukaryota; Metazoa; Chordata; Cladistia; Polypteriformes; Polypteridae. The record is from RefSeq and is a predicted model, not a curated record. Gene Ontology annotation, biological process: ubiquitin-dependent protein catabolic process. Bases 122 to 1393 code for a protein of 423 amino acids. Gene Ontology annotation, cellular component: COP9 signalosome. The transcript has 12 exons.
CUUCUUUCUUCGCCGCGGCUGCUUCUCGGCCCGCUUAUGGAGUGUCUGCUUGUUAAGACCAUUUUUGAAUGAAGAAUUAACUUACAAGUGCUCUCGUUUGUCGAAUAAAACAUACAGGAGGAUGGCGUCUGCCUUAGAGCAGUUUGUUAACAACGUGCGGCAACUUUCUGCACAAGGUCAGAUGACGCAGCUUUGUGAGCUGAUCAAUAAAAGCGGAGAGCUGCUAGCUAAGAAUUUGUCCCACCUUGAUACAGUGCUGGGGGCUUUGGAUGUGCAGGAACAUUCACUUGGUGUUCUUGCUGUGUUGUUUGUCAAAUUUUCCAUGCCAAACAUCCCAGACUUUGAAACGUUGUUUUCUCAGGUGCAGCUGUUCAUAAGCACGUGUAAUGGAGAACACAUCCGAUACGCAACAGACACCUUCGCCGGCCUGUGUCAUCAGCUGACUAACGCCCUCGUUGAACGGAAGCAGCCUCUUAGGGGGAUUGGCAUUUUAAAACAGGCCAUUGAUAAAAUGCAGAUGAACACCAACCAGCUUACCUCAAUCCAUGCUGACCUCUGCCAGCUCUGUUUACUAGCAAAGUGCUUCAAACCCGCCCUUCCCUACCUUGAACUGGAUAUGAUGGAUAUCUGUAAAGAAAAUGGCGCCUAUGAUGCGAGGCAAUUCCUGUGCUACUACUAUUAUGGCGGCAUGAUCUACACAGGACUUAAAAACUUUGAACGAGCUCUCUAUUUUUAUGAGCAGGCCAUAACCACUCCCGCCAUGGCCGUCAGCCACAUUAUGUUGGAGGCGUAUAAGAAGUAUAUCCUGGUGUCUCUUAUUCUUCAUGGCAAAGUUCAGCCUCUUCCCAAAUACACGUCCCAGAUUGUGGGAAGGUUCAUCAAGCCUCUUAGUAACGCGUAUCACGACCUCGCACAGGUCUACGCGACUAACAAUCCGGCGGAGCUGCGGAAUGUCGUCAAUAAACACAACGAAUCCUUCGCCAAGGACAACAACAUGGGCCUAGUGAAGCAGUGCCUGUCGUCACUUUACAAGAAGAACAUUCAGAGGCUAACCAAGACGUUCCUGACGUUGUCCUUGCAAGACAUGGCCAGUAGAGUCCAGCUCUCCGGUGCCCAGGAAGCUGAGAAGUACGUCCUUCAUAUGAUUGAAGACGGAGAGAUUUACGCCAGCAUCAACCAGAAGGAUGGGAUGGUCAGCUUUCAUGAUAACCCAGAAAAGUACAACAACCCUGCAAUGCUCCACAACAUCGACCAGGAGAUGCUGAAGUGUAUCGAACUCGACGAAAAGUUAAAGUCCAUGGACCAGGAAAUCACCGUGAACCCCCAGUUUGUACAGAAGAGCAUGGGCUCUCAAGAUGACGACGUCGGGAGCAAAACAUCGAGCUACUCCUGAGCUGCGGCGCCACCGCCGGCCCCUCGGUGCCGUGAAGGUCCAAAGUCGGGGUUCCUCGCAAUUGGGAGAAACAACAUGGACAGUUUGAAAGGCGACUGCUCGAGUCCGUCAUUUACGCUUUUCCAACAGGUGGUGUGCUGGUGUGUCUCGCGUAGGUUUAUCAGUGUCUUAUUUAUCGGUGUCGCGAUCGAAGCACAAUCUUCACAUUACCACCAAUAAACGUGGACUUUGUGUUCA